Messenger RNA from Closterium sp. NIES-67, 1250 nucleotides. The record is from the annotation of a GenBank genome assembly. Lineage: Eukaryota; Viridiplantae; Streptophyta; Zygnematophyceae; Desmidiales; Closteriaceae.
UCCAUGGCAACGCGGUUGGCUCGAUGGCAACUCGGUUGGCUCCAUGCCAACUCGGUUGGCUCCAUGGCAACUCGGUUGGCUCCGUGGCAACUCGGUUGGCGUCAACACCACUUGGCCAUAGUAGAGUCUGCUGCUCCACCUCACCAAUGCUGCCACACGUCUGAUUCCAGCUAAGUUACUCUGCUCCUAGUUCCCUUUGCCCCCUUCCCUUGCUCGCCCCUGCAUUCUCAGUUUCUUGUGCGCUUUUUUCACUUUAAACUCUCUGCUUUAUGCACUUGAGCUCUCUGCCUUCUUGUAUCCCCUCCGUUUUUCUUCCCUGCAGCCACUUUUUCCCCGCCACCUCCCACCCUCUAACCCCCCUUGACCCCCUUGCAGUUCACUCAGCAGCAGCUGCGCACUUUCAAGACAGCAGCAGCUUGCACCAGCAGCUGUAGCGGGGGCAGGAUAGCUAGCUAACGGGCAGGAUUCCUAGGCCCGAGUGAGGUUAGGUAUGUGGUACAGUGAGUAUCAGGUUUGGUAAGGUUCGGUACGGUAUGUGCAUGGUGACUCAUCUUUCUCCUCUUCCCCCUUAUGUCCGCAGCUUCUUAUGGUGCUGGAUUCUUGGAGCAAGAGGAAGGCGAGCUGUAAGGGCAGCACUCAGCCUCAUCCCCCUUCUUCCCUUCUUCCUGUCCCCCUCCCAGAGAUCAGAGAAACGGAGCAGGGGCUGGCAGCAGAACGGCGUCGCACACUAACCACUCCCCCUCCCUUCCCAGCAGCCUUUGUCACUAAAGUGCUCCGCUCGGCUCUGUCGGUGCUCAAGUAACGAACCUGCGCGUUAAAGCACAAUAGGCCCUGUCAGAGCCGUGCCGGCCGGCUCUGAUUCGGGCAAGCUCAUGCUACGCCAGGAGGUGGAUUUGAGUCUUGGGCCAGUUCGUGCUUUUCCCCUUGCCACACCUCUCACUGCGAGGCAGAGCCACUCUGGGUGUUGUUUCCGACAGGGAGUGGGCUGCGUGCUGCUCCUUCCGCUGGGAAAAAUGUGCAUCCUUGGCUGAAUAACUAACAUGGCGCACUCAUGGUGAAAUCAUUGCCUGGGGCAUGCUCGCAUGCAGGAUGGAUGAAGAGACGUAUGGAUGUGGGAUCUGUUACAAAUGUAUAACUUGCGUGGUUAGCUGCUUUUCCCCUAGCAUGCGCCACCACAUAUUUGAUUGGUUCAGUACUCUUGGGGGAAAGGCGUGUGGUAUACUUUGUGUUAAUAAAUAUGGCGAAUUGGU